This is a messenger RNA of Syzygium oleosum, 2724 nucleotides long. Its product is annotated as potassium transporter 3. The record is from RefSeq and is a predicted model, not a curated record. Gene Ontology annotation, molecular function: potassium ion transmembrane transporter activity. The transcript is spliced from 9 exons. NCBI's taxonomy places the organism in Eukaryota, Viridiplantae, Streptophyta, Magnoliopsida, Myrtales, Myrtaceae. Gene Ontology annotation, cellular component: membrane. The coding region runs from base 261 to 2603 and encodes 780 amino acids. Gene Ontology annotation, biological process: potassium ion transmembrane transport.
AACGCGUCAGUCACCACACGAUUCAAGAUUCAUUUUCUGGGUUCGCUCCAAGCAAAGCGCCGAUCUUUGCCAGAAAUUUUUGCGGGGAGAUCUGAACUUCUCGGUUCGUUACGAACGAGAACAAACGUUGGACGGAUUCAGAGCUGCCCCAUUUUUUCUGAGCACAUUGCAUGAACGCGUGCAGCGCGCAUGCAUUUAUCCCCCGCCCGUGUGCCGAUCUCUUCGCUUGUCGCUUCCCCGCACACACACAGACGUAAGCAAUGGUUGGGAGCAAACUUCAAGGCAAAGAAAUUAUCUUUCUAGCAUAUCAGAGUCUUGGCACGGCCUUUGCCGUCUUAAGCAUCUCGCCCAUUUAUGUGUAUAAAGUUACGUUUUCGGGCAAAUUGAGGGACUAUCAAACUGAAGAUGUGGUGUUCGGCGUGUGUUCGUUGAUUUUUUGGACAUUGACCUUAGUUUCGUUGUCCAAGUAUGUGAUCAUCAUGUUGACUGCAGAUGAUAAUGGUGAAGGAGGAACUUUUGCUUUAUAUUCUCUUCUAUGCAGACAUGCGAAAUUCGGUUUGCUUCCUAAUUAUCAAACAGCGGAUGAGGAGAUUUCUACAUAUUAUAGUCCGAACUACUCACUCAGGAGUACACCUUCUUCUAGGUUCAGAAGAUCUAUCGAGCGGCUUAAAAGAAGAAAGACUCUUUUACUUCUCUUGGUUUUGUUUGGUGCUUCCCUUGGGGUUACUUUUGGUGCUCUCACACCUGCAAUAUCAGUGUUAUCAUCAAUUGAAGGUGUGCAAACGCGAGUAACUUCCUUCAAUAAAAGGUCUGUGAUUGCUAUUGCUAGUGUUGUAUUAAUUGGCCUCUUCGUUUUGCAACACCGUGGAACAUACAGGGCGGCCUUUGUAUUUGCUCCAAUAAUGAUUCUCUGGUCACUAUCAAUUGCUGCCGUUGGCAUCUACAACAUCAUAGUCUGGAAUCCUAAUGUUUAUAAGGCUCUUUACCCUUACUAUAUCGUUGAGUUCUUCAGGCACACAGGAAUAGAUGGUUGGAUAUCUCUUGGAGGAGUACUUCUAUGUGUGACAGGAACGGAAGUCAUGUUUGCAGAACUUGGUUACUUCUCAGCUGCAUCAGUACGGAUUGCUUUCUUCUGUGUCACUUACCCUUGCCUGGUGCUUCAGUACCUGGGUCAGGCUGCAUUUCUGUCGAAGAACUUCACAGCAUUUCCUAGGAGCUUUUAUGCAUCUAUUCCAGAUCCCUUAUUCUGGCCAUUUUUCGCCAUGGCUGUUUUGGCUGCAAUUAUUGCCAGUGAGACUGUAAUAUCUGCCGCAUGCUCAUUGGUUAAACAAAGCCAUGCAUUGGGUUGUUUCCCUCGCGUCAAGAUCCUACACACAUCAAGGUGGAUCAAAGGACGGAUAUAUGUACCGGAGUUGAACUGGAUUCUAAUGAUACUCUGUUUGGCUGUGGCAGUUGGUUUCAGAGACACAAACCGCAUUGCAUAUGCUUUCGCAUUUGCAUGGAUUCUGAAGGCGUUUGUGACCACUUGGCUCAUGUCCCUCGUAAUUCACCUCGUGUGGCAUAAGAAUCUUGCGGUCACCAUCCCUUUCUUCUUGUUAUUCGGAUCGAUUGAGACCAUUUACUUCUCGUCUGCCUGUCUGAAGAUCCCAAAAGGGGCAUGGGUUCCUCUUUUUCUUUCUUUGCUGUUCACGUUCGUGAUGUAUAUAUGGCAUUACGCUACAAGGAAGAAGUAUAAGUUCGACCUGCAUAACAAAGUACCGAUGAAGUGGAUUCUCACUUUGGGCCCCACUCUCGGUGUUCUCAGGGUCCCCGGGAUCGGUCUCUUCUACACUGAACUGGCUACUGGGAUCCCAGCAACUUUUGCACAUUUUCUAUCCAACUUACCUGCAUUUUACCAGGUGGCUGUGUUCGUCUGUGUCAAAACUGUUUCCGUCCCACAUGUUCCCCACAAAGAGCGCUAUCUUAUCGGCCGGAUCGGCCCCAAGUCGUACGGAUUAUACCGCUGCAUUGUUCGGAACGGCUACAAGGAUGUUCACAGGAAGGAUGACGACCUGGAAAACGACCUCAUCAUGAGCAUAGCGGAGUUCAUUCAGCUCGAAUCAGAAGGUUGCGGGACCCUCGAUGGCUCUAUGGACGGCUGGAUGGCCGUUGUGCGAACAUCGGAGAAGUUCGGGACGAGAUUGGCAGUCUCGGAAUCAGAUGACCCCACCAUAGGCUAUAGCUCGAGCGUUUCAGAUUCGAUGGGCUGCAGCUGCAGCAAGUCUGCUGCCUUGAAGAAGCUGCAUUCCAUUUACGUCAAGGAAUCGUCCCACCUCACCUGCUAUCGGGGCCGCAUAUACCAUUUCGAGCUGCUCGAGACGAAGUUCAAGAACCCACAGGUCAAGGAAGAACUCUUGCAUCUCGUGGAAGCUCAGCAUGCUGGGGUGACUUACGUGAUGGGUCACUCCCAAGUUAAAGCUAAGUCGAACUCCUCGUUUCUGAAGAAGUUUGCAAUCAACGCGGUGUACUCUUUCUUGAGCGAGAACUGUCGAAGCCCGGCCGUGGCUUUGAACAUACCUCAGGUGUGCUUGAUUGAGGUGGGCAUGAAGUACCAUGUUGUCUAGUCUUGAUAUUUUUCUCUGGGGAUUUGAUUUAUGUUCUUUGGUCGUUUUUGGUUGCCACUCUUCCUAAAGGUUCUCUUGUAUUUAAAUUCUUUUGAACGCAAGAAUAAAAUUCCUUUUGAUC